Molecule: messenger RNA, 1354 nt
Organism: Gadus chalcogrammus (walleye pollock)
Lineage: Eukaryota; Metazoa; Chordata; Actinopteri; Gadiformes; Gadidae
Product: neural proliferation differentiation and control protein 1-like
Exons: 9
Coding region: 239-1222 (327 amino acids)
Cellular component (GO): membrane
Source: RefSeq, a predicted model, not a curated record
UCCUCCCUGUCAGAGGCUGGACGCCGCUAUCUUUAGCACUAGUGCCGGGGAUUAACGAGUAUUUGCAGAGCGCGAGUCGACUGAGUCACAUCCUUCUACCUGAGACGGGGCUGUAGCUGUAUUUUCAGCGACCGCCGUGUUCGCCGGCGUCUUCGGAUCUAAAGGAUAGCAAAGGAUGGGGGAAUGACAUAUCACAUGUCGUCUAAUCUGGUUCUCCGUUGUUAAGAAGCUUCGAAGGAUGCUGCUGUCCGGCAGCGCGUGGAGCGGGUACGGGGUUCUGCUGUGUAUGUGCGCGUGCUGGCUCCUGUUCGGCGGCGUCUCCACGAGCGUUCCAGUGAAAAGUCGAUGCCAUCAUCUGGUGUGUGCCGAAAAGGGGCGGCACUUCUGCAAGGCUGGCUCCUCCCACUGCGGCUCCUGCCUGUCCCCAUUGGUGGAGAACAAGGAGGGACUCUGUGUGGCCAAACCAAAGCACCACCGUCAUGGUACAGAGACGGUCCCUGAACUGGACCAGGAGAUCGACUUCCUGCACUCUGUUAUCGAGGAGAAGGAGGUGUCUGUUACCCAACCAAAACGACCCAAAGUGCAAGUGAACACCUCUUCCCGCUCUGAUACGAGGAUCUUCUUUGACGCGGUCGUACCGGACCGACCGGCCGCAGCCUCGCCCAACACCACCGCCCCGACCGGUUCCCCCCCGCCUCGGGACCCCAAGGGCCCCACCACUCCGGCACCUCAACCAAGGGCCACGGCCCUGGACGGCCGGGCUGGCCCCAGGGUGGCCCCGGUCUCCGCCCCCCUCAACGACAUCCUGGUCCUCGCUCUGAUCAGCCUGUUCGUGGCGUUUGGCAUCGUGUUUCUGAUCGUCGCAGGGGUCUGUUUCUUCAGGUUGCGGAGGGAAUCGCGCUUGGCCAAGAAAGCAGACUAUCCUGGGUUCAAAGGACCAGGCACGGUUAAUGGAACAUCGCAUGGUGAUGCAAAUCUCCAAAUGAGUGCUCAGAUGUAUCACUACCAGCACCAGAAACAGCAGAUGAUGUCCAUGGGAAAACACCAAGAGAGACACACAGAGCAGAAGGUCCCCGACUCUGAGAUGACGUCAGACGAGGAAGAGAUCGGAGGAGACUUCACCGUGUACGAGUGUCCCGGACUAGCACCGACAGGAGAGAUGGAGGUGAAGAAUCCACUGUUUGAUGACUCACCGCUACAGUACCAGGGACAUCAAAAGUGAAGACACACAAACACACACUAACGAACACAGUCUCUGACAAACACACACACACACACACACACACACACACACACACACACACACACACACACACACACACACACACACACACACACACACACACACACACAC